Messenger RNA from Styela clava, 2395 nucleotides. Lineage: Eukaryota; Metazoa; Chordata; Ascidiacea; Stolidobranchia; Styelidae. The record is from RefSeq and is a predicted model, not a curated record.
AAUAUAAAAUAUUUGACUACUUUAAUUGUAUUUUAAAGUACGUCGUAAUAACGAAUACGUAUCUAUAUUUAUUACACGUCUGAAUGUAUGUUUUACGUCUCCAAUCGGCGCACGACGAGUGUUACAAAUGUAAAUUACAUAUUAAAGAGGAAAUGGUAGCGAAUACAGGAAAGUACUCAGGAUUAGGGUAACUUCAUGCACAUCUCAAAUAUUGUGGGAAAUAAUAUCUAAAACAAAAAUGAAACUUAUAUGGAUUAUUGUUCACUAUAUUUUGACGGCGAAAUUUACGGCACUUGCUAAUGUAAACGACACAGAAAUACACGAGGUAAUCAUGAUCAAGCCUAGAUGUCUUGAAAAUGAAACGGUGUUUCACGCAUUAUUUUGCAACGAUAAACUAAAAUGCAAAGAUGGGAUUCCAAUACAAGAUGUUUAUGCUGAGUGGCAAAUAUGCGAAUUGUUGAGGAACAGCAAAACGCAGUAUUGUGUGGUAGAAAGAGACGAAAUAUGUAAAGAGAAAGUCGUAUGUUCAAACAUGAAUCCAUGUGAUGCAAGAUGUGAUUCUCAUUAUAAAUGUCAGAAUUCAGAAUGCAAGCUUCGUAGCACUGUGUGUAAUAAGAAUGCUUGUGAUGGUUGCACAGAAGAAGAUCACGAAUGGAAUAACGGAAUCGGAUUCAAAUGUCGAAGAAAUGGCGAGGAUUGUGUCCUGCCUCAGCAAUUAAUUCAUGAUGACAUAGCAGACUGUGAUGGAGGUGCAGAUCUAUGUUUUAAAGCGCAGAUUUCUCGGAAAACUAGUUUAAGAACAGAACUACAACAUCGCGGAGAUCUCGAUCUUUCUAAAUGUUUCAUGUGCUUGAAUGACGUCACUGUGAUUGCUUCAACAAGUGUUUGUGACGGAAUAAUAGAUUGUCCGGAUCUAUCUGACGAAUGUCUUUGUGAUAAAAGUCGACCUAGCAUUUGUGAACAAGUAAUUUCAUAUGAUGAAAAUGGAUUUCUUUCUAUAACUAUGGUUGCUCCACCAACUACAGAGACCGGACUUACCAUGACAUGGUUUUCAAGCGGAAAAUACACAGAUUGUAAUGUUGGUAACGUGAUUUGCGCAGGGGGAAAUUGCAUCAAUCCAGAGUCAGUUUGUGACGGUACAAUAGACUGCCGAGAUGAUGAAAAAUACGACUUUUGCCGCGGAACUGUACCUUGUUCCAGCGCCAUAAAAUACGAAACGAAAUGCAGAUGUUCUCGCGGUAGCCACACUUGUGUAAAUAUUCAUGGAGUAGCUUGUGACAGUGUGGCAGAUUGCCAUAUUGGGCCACCUUCUUGGGGUUCUAUUGUUUCUGCAACUCAAAAUUCGUUUCCUGAUGAUGAGUGCGAAGCUAGCUGCUUUGAAACCUUUACAAAUUUCACGUGUAUUCAUGAAUCAAUACAAUUGGUAGGGGUUCCAGAGGCAUAUAUCCCAUGCGAACAUCAUUUGGAAUUGGAUGCCAACGAAAGUAUAAUAAUAACCAAGCAUCUGGAAUCGAAGUUUGUCUGUGAUGGAAGACUACAUUGUCAACAGGGCGAUGACGAAAAAAAUUGUGAUAGAUUUUUGUGUGAUGGGAAAGAGGAAGGUGUUAUAAGUAUAGAGUAUGACGAGGUAUGUGAUGGAAUUGAACAUUGUAAAAAUGGUUCUGAUGAAUCGAUAGAACUUUGUGCGGAAAAGAGAUUUCAUUGUCCUGCACUUGGAGGAAAAAAGGUUAGCAUCGAUGUUGGAUUGAAAUGCGAUUUUUUGAUAGCUUGUGAUGACGAAACAGAUGAAAUGGACUGUACUGAUGGACGAUUUUACUGUGAAAAUAAAAAGCCAUUAUUUGUUCUGGCAAAGCAGAAAUUUGAUGGUCGUGGUGACUGCACAGAUUGGAGUGAUGAAUGUCCAACAAUUGACCAAUCAACUUCAACUGAUGGUUUUUCGUCAAGAUAUGAACUCAUUGCAAAUCCUAUAUUACGGGCUGUUGUGUGGAUCAUGGGGUUGUUAUCUCUUGGUGGAAAUGGGGUUGUUAUUUUCCAUGAAGCAAGAAGACUGAGGAAUAGCAACAGAAAAUUGACAGCCAUCGUAAUAGCAAAUAGAUUGCUGAUUUUAAACCUGGCCUUCUCUGACGUCAUCAUGGGAAUAUAUCUUCUAUCGCUUGGGAUUGCUGGCCUCGCCAUGCAGGGCGUAUACUGUUCUAGAGACUUAAUUUGGAGAUCAAGUGCAGCAUGCACGACAUUGGGAAUUUUAUCGGUUAUUUCAAGUGAAACCUCGGUUAUAACAAUGGUUCUGCUGACUAGCUGUCGGCUUUACGCAAUUUUUCAACCCUUUAAAUCAUCUCGUCACCCCAAAAAGAAAACAGUGUCUUUGAUGAUCAUGAUAGGACGAUAUCAUUUUUAA